Molecule: messenger RNA, 735 nt
Organism: Cuscuta campestris
Lineage: Eukaryota; Viridiplantae; Streptophyta; Magnoliopsida; Solanales; Convolvulaceae
Source: the annotation of a GenBank genome assembly
AAUUACCACAAUGCAUUGAUGUAGUAGUCUUAUUUUAGAGAUAAAAAUCAUUGAAGUCUUAUUUUGAGCAUAUGGUCUAUAUAUGUAUUAGUCCUAGCAUAUGGUAGAUUUCUUAUUUGUAUAUAUACAUAUGCAGGAACUAGAGGAGGAUCAAAGGGGGGACGCGGUGAAGAGCAUGGUGUACGAGGCGAGCGCGAGGAUAAGAGACCCGGUGUACGGUUCCGCGGGGGCCAUAUGCCAACUCCAGAAGCAGAUCAGUGAGCUCCAAGCCGAGUUGGCCAAGGCGCGCGCCGAUGUCUUGAACCUCCAUUGCCAAAACUCAAACCUGAAGACCCUAAUCUGCAUGCAAAUGUCAUCUUCGUCCUCCUCGUCUUCCCCACAGGAACAAUCCACAAUGGCAUCGCCCUACGAUGUCGUCAACAGCUUCCUCCUUGAUGAUUGCAGCUUUUCAUCAGUCCUGCUUGAGAGCAACCCAAUGCGCGCGUUAGAAGAAGAUAUGUAAUCUAAGAUAAUCAAUCAUAUAGUAUUAAAGAAUUCCCUAUAUAUAUAUGACUACCUCUCUACAAAUAGAGAUGAGUGUAGCUAGAAUAAACCGAUCGAGAAGCCCUAUAUACAUAUGGCUACCUCUCUAAUAGAUGAGCAUGAGAUACUCUUGGAGUCUGGUUUCAUGGGUCUCCAAUUCUUGUUCAUUCUCGAUAUAGACACAAUUGCUAUGUAACUUGCACCUUGUUAUAU